AUGUCUCUCACCACAGUUGAUGUCCUUAUUGUUGGAGCAGGCCCCGCCGGACUUAUGUGUGCAUACAGCCUGUCUCAGGCCGGGCUGCAUGUUCGUAUUAUUGACAAGAAAACCGAGCGUCUCCAAAAGGGACAGGGCGACGUUCUGCAGACCAGAGGAUUGGAGAUUAUAGAUAGUCUUGGACUGUCUUCGCAAAUUUUGCAAGAGGCUCAACGAUGCGUUCACACCGCAACCUAUGCGUCCUCGCCUGCCAGUAAUGGCGAAAUUUCCCUCGUUUCCCGAAAGAGCGUUGUUCAGGGAGUUGAUUCCAAUAUGGUAUUCAUGGGUUUGUAUGCACAGAGCUCUGUGGAAGGAAUUCUCCGUCAAGUCCUUGCCUCUGGUCGAAAGCACAUACCGAGCGCCACAUUCGUGCCAGAGUCUCAGCCACUAAGCCCCUCCCGCAAAGUUGAGGUUGAACAGGGGGUAUUCCCAGUUGAGAUGAAAGUGACGGACGACGGUGAUGGUUACCCGGUUACUGCUUGUUUACAACAUCCGGAUGGCAAAAAAGAGACAGUAAAAGCCAAAUAUUUACUUGGUUGUGACGGGGCCCAUUCCUGGGUCCGUACUCAAUUAGGGAUUGAAAUGGUCGGAGAAACCUCUGACCAGGUGUGGGGUGUUGUCGACGCGUAUAUUGAUACGGACUUCCCUGAUGUUCGUGCGUUGACCGUAUUCGACAAUAAUGGCCGUCAUGCAGUAUUGAUUCCUCGAGAAAACGACAUGGUGCGAUUUACCAUUCAGGUUUCCGAAUCGGACGUAUCCGUCAAUUCUGAAACCGGGCGUAUUGACCGAACCAAAAUUGGAGUAGAGAGAAUCCUACAGCUCGUCAAGGGGCUCAUGAAGCCUUACCGCGUAGAUUUUAAAAGAGUCGACUGGUCUGGUGUCUACGUGAUUGGGCAGAGACUCGCAUCAAGAUACCAAGAUCAAAGUAAAAGGAUAUUUAUUCUGGGUGAUGCUUGCCAUACUCAUUCACCCCAUGCUGGACAAGGAAUGAAUGCUGCGAUUAGCGAUGCUCACAACCUAUCUUGGAAGCUCGUCCAUGUACUCAAAGGCUGGGGGGCGCCUGAAUUACUUCACACGUAUGAGUCUGAACGACGUGAUUUCGCGGUUAAAUUAAUUGAACUCCACGAGCGUAUUGCAGAAGUCAUGUCCGGCAAAGUAAAGGGCACAUCUAGCGAUUUGAUGAUAAAAUCCGUGAAGUUUGUUUGGCCCUUUUCUACCCUCGACCUUUGCAAUUCAGACAACAUGUAUAAGAUCAUAGUUUUAACGGGGGACGCGAAGGAUACGACACGGAGAGAGAAGCUCGAGGAGGUUGGUAAGACUUUGAAGCAGUGGCGCCUUCAACGCCCCAAUAUGUUCCAAGUGUAUACAAUCAUGGCAACGAAGAAGGAGAAUGGUAACUAUACCGAUGUUCCGGAUACUCUCCGUCCAUAUUGGGACACGGUCUUCCUUGAUGAUAUCUCAUAUGCGGAGCACGAAGGAGGAGGCAAGGCCUACCAGUCGUUUGGCGUGGGCCCAGAAGGUUGUUUGGUACUCGUUCGACCAGAUGGCCAUGUUGCGGCUCUCGCAUCAUUGGAGGAGAGCCAAAUUCUUCAGGCGCUCUGUUCUGUAAAAAUACCACUCGGGUUCUACUCUAACAAAGAUAGCCAGUUUAAAGCGCCCUCGAUCAAAACUGCCCAGUUCCACGCCCCACACAUGGUUAUGGGCAUCUCACCACCACUAAUGUCGACUGAGGUAGCACCAUUGCUGCCCACACUAAGCGAGCAGCCAAAGCAGUCGGCAUGGCUCAGAAUAAAGAAAUUUACCAAUGAAGCGAAGACUCUGGUCAAAUCUGCUAUCCCAGUUCUAGGAGCCCAAAUUCUCGAAUAUUCUUUGAUCCUAGUGUCGGCCGUAUCGCUAGGUCAUGUAUCGACUGAAGCCCUGGCAGCAUCAAGCUUGAGUUCCAUCACAGCCACCGUAACCGGCUUGAGCGUUGUGCACGGGUUUGCCAGCGCUCUGGACUCGUUGUUACCCCAAGCAUGGACUAGUGACCAUCCUGAGAAUGUGGGCCUGUGGGCUCAACGCAUGGUAAUAGUGAUGCUUAUCAACACAUUGCCUAUCACAGCCAUUUGGUUAAACGCCGAAAACAUCCUAUUGCGUUUGGGCCAAGAAGAAAAGAUAGCUCAUCUGGCUGGACUGUAUCUUGGAUGGUUUACGUUGACUCUUCCGGGCCUUAUUAUCGGUGUGGUAACAAGGCGCUACCUCCAGGCACAGGGAAUUAUGCAUGCGCAAACAAUUGUUAUGGUUUUUAUUGCUCCGGCCAACUUGUUUCUUAACUGGCUCCUAGUCUGGGGACCGCCAGCAUUUCGAUUGGGAUUUAUUGGUGCCCCUAUUGCCAGCUCUAUAUCCUUCACUCUGUCCGCCGCCAUCUAUGUUGGGUAUGCUUGCGUUUUUGUACCAAAAAAGGCUUGGCACCCUAUUGGGAGACAAUCCUUCAGGGGCUUAGGCACACUUUACAGUCUGGGACUCUCUGGAACCGGACAAAUCGCGACUGAGUGGUGGAGCUGGGAAUUUCUUGGCUUGAUGUCUUCGAGGUUCGGGGCAACUUCGCUCGCCGCGCAAAGUGUGUUGCUCGUAUCAGCAAGCGUUGCGUUCCAGACCCCUUAUUCACUUGGAGUGUCGGUUGCGGUCCGAGUGGGAAACCUGCUAGGCUCCGGCGAUAGCCGCAAAGCAAAAGUGGCAGCUGAAACUGGGAUUGGUCUGUCAAUUAUUACCGCUUUGACCAUGAGGUACACGCCGUUCCUAUCGCUCUUCAUUGUUGACGGGGUCACAGCGGUCACAGAUGGAGUCCUGAGAGCCACUGGCAGGCUGGGGUUGGGCGCCAUGGUCAAUAUCACGGCUUAUUACUGCAUUGGUAUUCCUCUCGGUUUAUAUUUGGCCUUCUGGAAAGGCCUGGAAUUGCAAGGCCUAUGGAUUAGAAUCACAGCAGCGAUUUUCUAUGCUGCAAGCGCAUCGGUAUAUGCAGUGUCCCGAACGUCUUGGCAGAAGGAGGUCGAGAACGCCUCGCAACGUUUGAAGCGCGGACAAAGAGACCAAAUAUCUGAGCCAUAA
Rhizoctonia solani is the source of this 3126-nucleotide messenger RNA. RefSeq names its product FAD-binding domain protein. Gene Ontology annotation, cellular component: membrane. Gene Ontology annotation, biological process: xenobiotic detoxification by transmembrane export across the plasma membrane. The transcript is spliced from 21 exons. Lineage: Eukaryota; Fungi; Basidiomycota; Agaricomycetes; Cantharellales; Ceratobasidiaceae. The record is from RefSeq and is a predicted model, not a curated record. Gene Ontology annotation, molecular function: FAD binding; antiporter activity; xenobiotic transmembrane transporter activity. Bases 1 to 3126 code for a protein of 1041 amino acids.